CCAACAUCAGAUUUGGUAAUUGUGAUAUAGUUUAUACAUUAAAGGUUAAUAUAAUAUGCAUUUUCUGUGAAAACAUGGCUUCAAACUCUUUUAAAAACUUGAUCUGAGCUCAGUUCAAGCUAUUUGCCAAACGCUGUGCCCUUCGGCAAAUCGUGUGUUAAAAGUUUUCGAUUACACAACAGUUGCCUCAAGGGGCGCAUUUUAACCAGGAAAAAUGACAAAAUUAUGCAAAUCUAAAAAAUAAAAUAACUAGCCAAGUAGCUGCAACUAUAAAUCUCUGAAACUAUGGCACUGCGACUAAUCAACAACGCUCUGCGCCGCCAGCUGGCCGCUCAGCUGCCCCAUAAUGCGCAAGUGGGCAGCGUUGCCUCCGUUCACACGCUGGACAAGAUUGGCAAGCGCGAAAUUGUUGGCUUUGGCUGGAACGGCACCGCUUGCUACGCGGAUCGUGCCGAUUAUCCAAUGCCCGCCGUCCGCUUCCGUGAACCGACCAACGAGAUCAACGCACUGCGCGCCAAGGAACAAGGCGACUGGAAGAAGCUCAGCCCCCAGGAGAUUAAAGCAUUGUACAGGGCCAGCUUCUGUCAGACAAUUGCCGAGGUGCAGGCGCCCACUGGCGAGUGGAAGAUGCACUUGGGCAUUGGCCUCAUCUUCACAGCUGCCGCCAUUUGGGUUGCUGUGCUGAUGAAUCUGUUCGUCUACGAUGAGCUGCCCGUCACCUUCGAUGAGGAGCACCAGAAGGCGCAGCUGAAGCGCAUCAUCGAUCUGGAGAUCAAUCCGGUCACAGGUGUGACCUCCCACUGGGACUAUGAGAACAAGAAGUGGAAAAACUAAGCUACUAACACACACACUGAGCAGUAAUUAAGUGAAAAGUGAGGCGACAUCUAUGUUUAAGUGGCGAUGUAUAUCCAGCAACCCCAGCAACAGUAGUGGAAAUUAAAGUUAUGGCCACAGCCAAAGCGAUGA
Messenger RNA from Drosophila grimshawi, 966 nucleotides. It is a transcript of the gene COX4, whose product is annotated as cytochrome c oxidase subunit 4 isoform 1, mitochondrial. The coding region runs from base 286 to 834 and encodes 182 amino acids. Lineage: Eukaryota; Metazoa; Arthropoda; Insecta; Diptera; Drosophilidae. Gene Ontology annotation, biological process: mitochondrial electron transport, cytochrome c to oxygen. The record is from RefSeq and is a predicted model, not a curated record. The transcript is spliced from 3 exons.